AUGGCGUGUAUAAGGAAGACUACAGUUUUUUGUGUUUUAUUUCUUGCUGUUUACGCCGUGUUUUCCCAAGCCAAAACGUGCAAUAAAGACGGUGAUUGUCCUUUCGAGUAUUGCUGUGAGAGAACAUAUCAAACCAAUAUAUGUGAAGUAAAUUGCAUUGGUGAGUCUUGCAUAGUGAACGACAACUGCGCUCCCGGAGAAUGUUGCAAUUCUGAUAAUGAAUGUGCCACAAGUUGCGACGUGAUUGAUGUGUCAGGUCUAGCUGGUUGGAUUGUUGCAGUAAUUGUUAUCAGUGUUAUUGUUGUUAUCGUCAUUCCUAUUGCAGUUGUCGUGUUUUGCUGUUGUUGUGCGGCAGCAGCCUCGACACGUCAUGCUCAUGGCGGUGUUGUAGUAACACAACCUACAACCACAGGAACUACAGUCGUUGCAACCCAACAACAACAACAAUUCUCUGGGCAACAAGGACAACCAAUGUAUUACCAAAGCCAACCCCCACCGUAUCAACCUCAAGGCACGGUGUAUCCACCAGGAACAAAGCAAUAUUAA
Paramuricea clavata is the source of this 546-nucleotide messenger RNA. NCBI's taxonomy places the organism in Eukaryota, Metazoa, Cnidaria, Anthozoa, Malacalcyonacea, Plexauridae. The record is from the annotation of a GenBank genome assembly.